CCGCGCCUUUUCUUUUUCAUUUUCUUCUAACGAAACUCAAUUAAGUCAUUAACUUCCAUUUUGGGUAUCGCAACUCUUAUUCCCGGCCAGCUCCGAACAUCAUGGCUCCACUCGUCUCUAGCACCAACAGCUCAGGUCUCAUCGACACUCAUAUCCAUAUCACCACCCCAAGCUACUUAAAGGUUAUAAGGGAUAUAGGAGGUGAUCCAAGUGGCUGGUCAACUCCUGUUUGGAAAUUAGAAGAUUGUGUACGCUUCUGCGACACCAUUGGGGAAAGCUUCUCUGUCCUUUCCGUUUCUGCACCAGGUCCCGCCAUUCUUGGUCCUACUGAAGCAGGUAGAAAGUUGGCGCGGACACUCAAUAAUGAAGUGUGGGAAGUCUGCUCCAGGGCAAAAGGUCGGUUUGGCUUUUUUGCUUGUUUACCGGACUUCAACGACGUUGAAGGAACCCUCGAGGAAAUCAAGCACAUAUUCGAGACGGAGAAAAAGGCAAACGGGGUUGUUGUUAUGACCUCGUACGGCGAGCGGCUGUUGGGAGAUGAGCACUUCAAACCCAUCUGGGAGUCACUGGAGAAUUACAAGGCACUCGUUUUUGUCCAUCCCACUGCCCUGAACAUUACGCCAGAAAAGGUGGAAGGGUGGCUUCCCGCACCAGUUAUUGACUACCCUCAUGCUACAACAAGAGCCGUCGUAUCACUUCUUAUUUCCGGAAUAGCGACCGCUUGUCCUAAUGUUGACAUAAUAUUGAGUCAUGCUGGCGGAACGGUCCCUUUUCUUGCGCAGCGGGCUCUUGGGUUCCUUGCCGAGCCGGCCUUCCAAAGCCAAUCCCACACCAACGUCACUCAGGCGAAACAUGCUCUCGGGCGCUUCUACUACGACGUUGCCCUUUCCACAAGCACUCCGCAACUCAAGGCACUACUGGCCUUUGCCUCUCCAUCGAACGUUCUCUACGGUAGCGACUACCCAUACGCGUCUAAGCAUAUUAUUUACGAAGACCUACUACGGUAUAGCAAUUUUGUGGCCAACGAAGAGGGUAAGGAUAUUAGACCGGCUCGCUUGAGCGAAAACGCAAUAGCCCUUCUCCAGAAGCAUAAAGCUGAGAACACUAUUCUACCCGUGUCUCGGGAGGUUGGGGGCUCAAAGGAGCCGGAAUUUGGAUUGGAGAGUAACCAGGUCGCUGAACAGGCAAGACAUCAGCUAGCCAAGUUUGACAGCUAAAUAUUCGGGCUUUAUCGUUGAAGAUAAUAAUUCCAUCCUAUAUUCUUCAAGAAAUUUCCCGGUCUUAAUAAAAGUAUGUUAAUGAGAAGUCCCUUGAUGGACUCGUUAUAAAAUAUUAAAGGGGAGUUUUUCGCCAUGGGUAAGUCUUAUAAAAGUUGAC
This is a messenger RNA of Daldinia vernicosa, 1377 nucleotides long. Its product is annotated as 2-amino-3-carboxymuconate-6-semialdehyde decarboxylase. The transcript is spliced from 3 exons. The coding region runs from base 102 to 1217 and encodes 371 amino acids. Gene Ontology annotation, molecular function: hydrolase activity; carboxy-lyase activity. Gene Ontology annotation, cellular component: cytoplasm; cytosol. Gene Ontology annotation, biological process: secondary metabolic process. Lineage: Eukaryota; Fungi; Ascomycota; Sordariomycetes; Xylariales; Hypoxylaceae. The record is from RefSeq and is a predicted model, not a curated record.